UUGAGGGGUUGGUGAGGGCGAUGCGUCUGGUGGAUGCUGAUCACUCAGCCCACAUCUGCUGCCUCCAGUUAAAAUAAAGGACGCUCGGCCAUGCGAUCCACUACCUCCCAAACCCGACACUCCAACCCCUACCGAGAGGAGGAGCACCACCAGGAGGCCGCCCACCACCACCACCCACCAUGGCCAUGGCGACGGCGCUCCGCAAGCUCUCCGCCCGCGGCCAGCCCCUCUCCCGCCUCACGCCGCUCUACUCCAUGGCGUCCCUGCCGGCGACGGAGGAGAGAUCCGCAGUCACCUGGCCGAAGCAGUUGAACGCGCCGCUGGAGGAGGUCGACCCCGAGAUUGCCGACAUCAUCGAGCUCGAGAAGGCCCGCCAAUGGAAGGGGCUGGAGCUCAUCCCGUCGGAGAACUUCACCUCCCUCUCGGUGAUGCAGGCGGUGGGAUCCGUCAUGACAAACAAGUACAGCGAGGGGUACCCCGGCGCGAGAUACUACGGUGGAAACGAAUACAUUGAUAUGGCCGAGACGCUGUGUCAGAAACGUGCUUUGGAGGCCUUCAAUUUGGACCCGGAGAAGUGGGGAGUGAAUGUGCAACCUCUAUCGGGUUCACCUGCCAACUUCCAUGUAUACACUGCUCUGCUGAAGCCACAUGACAGAAUUAUGGCUCUGGAUCUUCCUCACGGUGGACAUCUUUCCCAUGGUUACCAGACUGACACAAAGAAAAUCUCAGCAGUUUCAAUAUUCUUUGAGACAAUGCCUUACAGACUGGAUGAAAGCACUGGCUUGAUUGAUUAUGACCAGUUGGAGAAAAGUGCCGUUCUGUUUAGGCCAAAGUUGAUUGUUGCUGGUGCUAGUGCAUAUGCCCGCCUUUAUGAUUAUAACCGCAUGCGGAAGAUCUGUGACAAGCAGAAGGCAGUUCUUCUCGCAGACAUGGCACAUAUCAGUGGGCUAGUUGCUGCUGGUGUCAUUCCGUCUCCUUUUGAGUAUGCAGAUGUGGUGACUACCACUACCCACAAGUCACUCCGUGGUCCACGUGGAGCCAUGAUCUUUUUCCGGAAGGGGGUGAAAGAAAUAAACAAACAAGGGAAGGAGGUUAAGUAUGAUUUUGAGGACAAAAUCAAUGCAGCUGUCUUCCCAGGUCUGCAAGGUGGACCCCAUAACCAUACUAUUACUGGCCUGGCCGUUGCGCUUAAGCAGGCAACUACUCAGGAGUACAGAGCUUAUCAAGAGCAAGUUAUGAGUAACUCUGCUAGAUUUGCUGAGAGCUUAACUUCAAAAGGCUACGACAUUGUCUCUGGUGGGACUGAUAACCAUUUAGUUUUGGUGAACCUCAAGAAAAAGGGAAUAGAUGGUUCACGAGUGGAGAAGGUUUUAGAAAAUGUGCAUAUUGCAGCAAACAAGAACACAGUUCCUGGUGAUGUUUCAGCUAUGGUACCUGGAGGCAUCAGGAUGGGAACCCCCGCGCUUACAUCAAGAGGAUUUGUUGAGGAGGACUUCGCCAAGGUUGCCGACUUCUUCGAUUCGGCAGUGAACUUGGCUUUGAAGGUUAAAGCUGCAGCAGCAGGUACCAAACUGAAGGACUUCGUUGCCACUUUGCAAUCCGACAGCAACAUCCAAGCUGAAAUUGCAAAGCUUCGCCACGAUGUGGAGGAAUAUGCGAAACAAUUCCCAACAAUUGGAUUCGAGAAAGAGACCAUGAAGUACAAGAACUAAGAACUGCUAUGUUUCAACAGCAAGGAAGCAACCAGGAAGCACAACUGAGUACAAGUCCAUGUAAACAAUAGAUGCAUGAUGAAGCGCCACCAUAUGAAUCCAAGCAUUUUACAGAAUAUGGGAACUUUGUCAAUAGUUUCUUAUUGCAGGCACGUACUGUAAGAUGCUUCGCUGUAUGCUAUAUGAACCGCCAUCCUUCUUGGAUAAACAUUUACUUACACGCA
This is a messenger RNA of Triticum urartu, 1936 nucleotides long. RefSeq names its product serine hydroxymethyltransferase 1, mitochondrial. The record is from RefSeq and is a predicted model, not a curated record. NCBI's taxonomy places the organism in Eukaryota, Viridiplantae, Streptophyta, Magnoliopsida, Poales, Poaceae. Gene Ontology annotation, biological process: tetrahydrofolate interconversion. Gene Ontology annotation, molecular function: pyridoxal phosphate binding; glycine hydroxymethyltransferase activity. Gene Ontology annotation, cellular component: cytoplasm; mitochondrion.